Mycotypha africana is the source of this 363-nucleotide messenger RNA. RefSeq lists its product as uncharacterized. The transcript has a single exon. Lineage: Eukaryota; Fungi; Mucoromycota; Mucoromycetes; Mucorales; Mycotyphaceae. Bases 76 to 363 code for a protein of 95 amino acids. The record is from RefSeq and is a predicted model, not a curated record.
UGCUUCCGAUGGCGUCUUGGAUGGCUACCUGGCGGUCAUUCCAACUUCUGCUUCCAUCAUCCUCCCACCACCAUCAUGACAAAACAACAUGCCAUACAGUGCUUACAGAUGCAUGAACGUCUGAUCAUGCCAAUAUCAAUUCUAGAUCCAUUGUCUAAUCUUUUGAAUCAACUUCCCACUCGCCCCCCUCGAUCAGCUGUCACUCGCCAAUCAUGGGCCGUCCGUUGGCCGGUCAUUUGCCACAUUCUUUAUGAACUCGACCAUUUGUUUCAUGGAUUGAAUCCACCUCCAUCAGACCCCUCACUAGGCUACGCCCUGUUACAAUGGUUGACCCAGCCCUCACACACAACAACAACUGACUAA